This is a messenger RNA of Engraulis encrasicolus (European anchovy), 1657 nucleotides long. It is a transcript of the gene inip, whose product is annotated as ints3 and nabp interacting protein. The transcript has 4 exons. Gene Ontology annotation, cellular component: SOSS complex; nucleus; nucleoplasm. Lineage: Eukaryota; Metazoa; Chordata; Actinopteri; Clupeiformes; Engraulidae. Gene Ontology annotation, biological process: DNA repair. The coding region runs from base 410 to 718 and encodes 102 amino acids. The record is from RefSeq and is a predicted model, not a curated record.
UACGGUAACGGCGCGUGGUGAUGACGUAUAUUGUGUGCGUCAGAUUUGGGUCUGUGUACAAUUCAAUUCAACGUUUAAUUUUAUGUUGAUUUGCUGAGAAUCAACUGUCUUAUUGCUCUCUCUAUGUCCAAUAUUACCACUCUAAAACACUGAAAUACAUAUAGUCAAUUCUGUUCAAUAUACACGGUAGCAGGGAAAGAACUUCAUUGAGAAGUAUCAGUGAACAAGUUGCGAUGUAACAGAGCAGAAUACAUAUUCGUGGGUUUGAAGUUUUGCCCUAAUUCGUGUUUUUUUAAGUAGCUCUAGUUCUAUACAAACUAGCGGUACAGCUGUUCGCUUGUAUAAGCAGUGUCGUCAGCUUACAGUGCGGUAUUUUUUUUUUUGCCAACUUUGUCUUGCACGGAGAACCAUGGCUGCCAACCCACCCGGACAAGGAUUCCAGAAUAAGAACAGAGCUGCAAUCCUCGCUGACCUGGAAAAAGAAAAGAGACGUUUGAUUCAAAGCCAGUCCAUGAACAACCCGGGAGCAAGUAUACCUCUGGCUCGGCCGGCAGUCAACAAUCUGGUGCGUGAUCACGCGGAGCAGCAGCACAUCGCCGCUCAGCAGAAGGCAGCGCUGCAGCAUGCGCACGCCCACUCGUCCGGCUUCUUCAUCACGCAGGACUCAUCGUUUGGCAACCUCAUCCUGCCCGUUCUGCCGCGACUCGAGGCCGAGUAGCAAACGACAACAACAACAACAACAACAACAACAACAACAAACAUGUCUACUGGAUGGGGUGGGGGUGGUGUCUGGGUAAAGGCUCUGGGUAGGUCUUUCCAAUAUCCUAACUCCCUUCCUCUACAAUUGCUUGUGGCCUGGUGAUGUCACAACACGUCAUUGACGACAGAAGUUUAAUUCAAUGUCUCACAAAAUCACGUGUGAAAGGUGGUUUUCUCAUUUGUAUUUGGGGUGUUGAAUGGGGGAAAGUUUUUCUGGCUAGGCUGACAGCGGGGAAACUUGAUUGUUUUCUCCACGGAGGCGGAGCAUCAUGUGAAGGGCCACAAGCCACAGGCACAGGUGGGGGACGGGAGUCAGGAUAUUGGAAUGGGCCCCUCAGGUGGGGCAUGGGAGUCAGGAUAAUGGGAAGAAAGUCUAAUCCUGCCCCCUGGUGGCAUGGAGGGGGAGGGCAACAGAGCUGUAACAGAGAAUAGUUACUUGUUAUGAUUUGACUAAAUCUGAGGGGUAUAGUAAGAACAUGGUUAAGUGAUAAGCCAGACUUAGUUAACCUACAGGAAGUGGUAAACCUGAUAAUAGAUGUACCUGCAGGCAUCAUUUAGUUAAGAAAAUGAGGCUCUUCUAUUAGAGGAUUUACCUCUUAACCUUAAUGAACCUGCUUCUUAGUAUAUACACCCAGAGCCUCACUGCAGUUACUGUUUAUGAUUUGUCGACAUCAGGGCAGCAUGUGGUCAUGUGCAGAGUUUUGGUUAAUUGAAAGUUAAGAAAUAAUGUUUGUAAUUUUGUAUUUUACAUUUUUUAAAAAAUAAAUUGAAACUAAAUGCAAACAUCAACACAAUCGCUGUGUUUUUUUCACCCCUGUUGGAACAGUUUUAAGCCACUAUCAGUGGUUCUUAACCUGGGGUGGGGGCACCCCCUGGGGGUGCGCCAAAGACUUCAGGG